AUGAGGAGCCAGAGCCAAGACGAGCGGGUUCCCCAGAGGGAAUGUGAGAAGACCAGGUGUGACGUGACGUGGGCCAGGUGUGGGAGACCUGAAAGUCUCGCAUUCAUUGGUCCACCGAUUGAUAGUCUGGUUGGGAACCUCUCCUGCGUCACAGGUGAUGUUUGGUGUGAGCUGGUGAAAUCUGAGCCCAGCUGUGAUCAGACAGAGUUCUUCCACCCUAAUGGCACUUGUGUUGAAUGCACUGUAUGUGGGCCGGGAGAACAGCUCUCAGAGGACUGUGGUUUUGGAGAUGGUGGUGAAGGUGUCUGUAUACUGUGUGAAGAAGGGAAGUUCAGUGCAGAUACAGGUGUAGCUCCCUGCAUGCGAUGCACCCAGUGCAAUCUGCUUAACCGCCUGGAGACGACAGUGUGCUCACCUGCCAAUAAUGCCCAGUGUGGUCAAUGCCUUCCGGGGUAUUAUGAACUCAGGAGCAUGACUGGGGAAGUGGAGCUGCCCUGUGUGCCUUGUUACAACCAUGACACAGUCCAUAAAGAGUGUUUGCUUUUGACAGCUCAAGGCUCCAAAGGAGAGAGCGCCGUCGCUGCACCCAGAGGAAAAUUCGAAGACCCCAAAGAGAAGAGAGUAAACGAAGAAACAUUUUCAAUGGUCCUGAUUGGUUCAGCAACAGCUUCCUCGAUUUUCCUUAUUGCUCUGCUGCUUUGGGCUUUCCUUCUUACUGCUGAGAGAUUCAAGCAAGUUCCUGAGCACUGUCCUGGGCCUGGAGGACCAUUGUCUGCAGACAACCUUCAGUACACAUCGUUGUCCAGUUCCACAGAGAGAGCAGCCACACAAUCAGCGGCUCCUUCACAGACAACUCAAGAUCCCCUGAGAGUCCUAAACUCACUGAGCCAUGAGAAUGAGGUGCAUCCUACUUCUAUUGUGAUUAAUGUCACCACCAACAUUAAGCCCUCCAGUCAGAAAGAGGAGAACAUCACACAGGAGGAACUGCAAAGCAGCUGCUAUUCCAUGGAGGAGAUGGAGCAAAAACUUCAGACAAUAUGGGAAGUGGCUCAAGGUCAGAGUAUCGAGAUGCUCGACUAUGACUCAGUCCAGGACUUGUCCCUGCUGCUUGACUCUGCUGACAACAGGGACGUUUUGAGGAGACUGGGGCGGUCUUUGGGUGUCCCGCCUCGGGUCAUAUCUCAUCUCCAUGGCUUCCAGGAUCUCUUUCAGUACCUGCGCACCUCCACCUACACACUGCUGCCCCAACUGGCCCAGGCUGCUUCACUCUUGCCUAAUCCUGAAGUUGUUGCUAGGAUACACAGAGCUGUGGUGAACAAGUGACCACUCAGACCCUGGGGAUGCGUUGCCAUGACUCCAGCUGUUAUACAGUAUUCCUGACCCACUUUGUAUGAUGACACUUUUACCAAAUACAUCCCCCAACACUCACACAACUCUUUGGGAUAUAAAGACAUUCUCCUUACUGAAAUU
Molecule: messenger RNA, 1470 nt
Organism: Dicentrarchus labrax (European seabass)
Lineage: Eukaryota; Metazoa; Chordata; Actinopteri; Moronidae
Product: tumor necrosis factor receptor superfamily member 27-like
Exons: 10
Coding region: 1-1323 (440 amino acids)
Biological process (GO): positive regulation of JNK cascade; positive regulation of canonical NF-kappaB signal transduction
Cellular component (GO): plasma membrane
Molecular function (GO): signaling receptor activity; protein binding
Source: RefSeq, a predicted model, not a curated record